Messenger RNA from Orbicella faveolata, 1086 nucleotides. RefSeq names its product TNF receptor-associated factor 3-like. The record is from RefSeq and is a predicted model, not a curated record. Lineage: Eukaryota; Metazoa; Cnidaria; Anthozoa; Scleractinia; Merulinidae.
CCGAAACCUUUUAGUCAAAAACGAAACAUAAGCACUUUCUGUAAACUUCAUCAACGGAUGCAUAACGCGACGAUUUUGUUAUUAAAAACAUACCAAAAGUGGUUUCCAUGUUACCAUUUACCAUGUAUUUUAAAGGUAUUUAUGAAUGUAUUUGCUUUCCUGUAUAUGUAGCCGAAUUCUAAGAAAAUAAAUGAAGAAAUAUCAUCUCCUUCUUUCUUAGAAAAAUGCUGACCUCAGCAUUUUUGUUCAAGAUUCAUGGCUAAUUUUAUGCCAUUCUUUAUUUUGCCAGUCUCGCCACGAGGUAAAGGUUUGUUUGCGUAACUACAAAAUGUAGACAGCAUCCAAUCACGCGACGAGCCUGCUAAAUUUUGGACCAAUCACUCGGUUCUUUUAAUAUUAAUUUCCGAAUUUUUUUACGGCAGUUUAAGUACUUUCACUUUCAACUUCACGCCAACAGUUUCUACAGUUCAUUGUCGCUUUGAGCAUGGAGGGAGAAAUUGCGGCCUUCGGGGAGAGCCACUCUUCCACAAUUGGCGGCUUCGACUUUAUCUUUGAAGAUGAAUUAUCGCAAGAACAAAAAUGCCCCAUCUGUCUGCUCGCCAUGAGGAAUCCUGUACAGACAAUAUGUGGUCAUCGCUUUUGUGAAAGUUGCUUGUUGAAGUCAUUCAGUGAUCACAUCGAACCACAGUGUCCACAUGAUCGGCAGCCUAUUCCUGAAGGAGGGUGGUUUCGCGAUGUGGCCUGGGAGAGAGGGAUACUUUCUCUUCGCGUCAAAUGUGGGAAGAGUGGAAGAGGAUGCGAGUGGACUGGCGAGAUACGUCAUUACCAGGAACACUCUACAGUUUGCCAAUAUGAAGAUGUAACUUGUAAUGACUGUUACGGAAUGGUGCAGUGAGGGAUCUUUGACACACACAAAACAUCAGAAUGUCCCAGCAGGAUCGUACAAUGUGGAUACUGUGAAGGAGAGUUAGAAUUCUGGCGGACAGAGAUUCAUGAAAGAAUUGAAUGUCAGCGUUUUCCUUUCCCUUGCCCUCAAGAAUGUGGAAUGCAGGCCGUUCCUCGAGAGGAGGUAAAGAUUAAAAUAAU